GCAAAUGUGCGCCCGGCUCUUUAAAGCGCGGCGGGGACGGGCUCCCACAAACUCUGGGCUCUCCGCGUCCCUCCCGGUUCAUCCUGCAGCCCCAGGUGCCUCCAGCCCAGCCGCCGCAGCAUCCUCACUUCUCCAGCCUCCGGGGCUCAGCAGAACCUUUGAGACCUCGCCGUCAGCGCGGGGACAUGGCGACCCCCAACGGGCUCCGGGUGCCCUGCCCCCAGGCCGCCGUCGCUCGGGCUCUUCUAUUCGGCUUAGUCCUCAUCCAGGUGGCCGGAGUCGCCGGCACUACAGAUGUAGUGGUAGCAUAUAAUAUAACUUGGAAGUCAACUAAUUUCAAGACCAUUUUGGAGUGGGAACCCAAACCCAUCAAUUAUGUCUACACUGUUCAGAUAAGCCCUAGAUUAGGAAACUGGAAAAACAAAUGCUUUCGCACAACAAACACGGAGUGCGACGUCACUGAUGAGAUUGUGAAAAAUGUGAACGAGACGUAUUUGGCGAGGGUCCUUUCCUACCCGGAGGACACCAGCAUUUCCACUGUGGAGCCUCCGUUUGCCAACUCCCCGGAGUUCACACCCUACCUAGAGACAAACCUUGGACAGCCAACAAUUCGGAGUUUUGAACAAGUUGGGACAAAACUGAAUGUGACCGUACAAGAUGCACGUACGUUAGUCAGAGCGGACGGCAAAUUUCUAAGCCUCCGGGAUGUUUUUGGCAAGGACUUGAAUUAUACACUUUACUACUGGAAAGCUUCCAGUACAGGAAAGAAAAAGGCCACGACAAACACUAAUGGGUUUUUGAUUGAUGUGGAUAAAGGCGAAAACUAUUGUUUCCAUGUUCAAGCAGUGAUUCUGUCACGAAGAGCUAACCAGAAGAGUCCAGAAAGUCCCAUCGUGUGCACUAGCCACGAGAAAGGUCUGGCCACAGAACUUUUCUUCAUCAUUGGUGCAGUGAUGCUUGUGAUCAUCAUCUUCAUCGUCGUCCUGUCUGUGACUCUGCACAAGUGCAGGAAGGUGAGAGCAGGGCAAAGUGGGAAGGAGAACAUGCCCCUCAACGCUGCAUAAAAGAUCCUGCUCUUGGAUCUCUCUGCCAGCUGCAGAGCUCGUGCUGCCCUGUGACCAAGAGCUCUUAAGGCAGCAGAGCACAUGGAAACACAAGUGACUGGAGCAUACAGACCCUGAGGCUCAAAGAAAGUUCUUAUCUGACCUCUUGCGAUUAGCAUCUUGGUUUCAACAUCAGCAUUAAGACACUUUGGAAUGUAAUGAGCGGUACAACCAACUCCCAAGUUUUUAAAAUUGCUGUUUUAACACUAAGGCACCUUUUGCACAUAUCAUGGUUUCAUACUGUAUAUUUUCUACAUUCAAGUUGAAGCCAGAUUAUCUAAGGAAAAACAAAUGAACAAAUGCCUUAAAAAUUCCUGCGUGGACUUUUGGAGAACUUUUGAGAGGCUGACAUCAAACCAUGUGGGCAAGUAAGGUGGAAACUGGGUGGACUUUAUAACGUCUGUCUGUCUUUUUGUAAUAUGGUGUUUAAGGUCUUUUUUUUUUUUUUUUGAGUGCUUUCGGAGGUUUCAACAAUUAGCAAACAUUUAUAUGAAUGUGUUAAAAGCAGAAGACUUGUAUUUGGGGCACAUUCUUAAUAUGCAUACAGUUAGCACUUUAACUGACAAAUGCUGUUGAUGAAACACUUGACAGCUAACUAUGUUUUUAUAAGACUACCAACAAAUUAUAUAGAGUUUAAGAUUUAAGGUACUUCAAACUUUAUGGUCCACAUUGUAUGUAUUUAUAUAAUUUGAAAAGAGGUUUUAUAUAUGGGGAUUUUCUAUUUAUAGAGGUAAUAUUUUUCUGUUUGUAUAUUUUGAGAUAAUUUAUUUAAUAUACUUUUAUAUAAAUAAAGGUGAUUGGGAAAUGUGA
Messenger RNA from Capra hircus (goat), 1913 nucleotides. It is a transcript of the gene F3, whose product is annotated as coagulation factor III, tissue factor. Bases 186 to 1064 code for a protein of 292 amino acids. Gene Ontology annotation, molecular function: protein binding. The record is from RefSeq and is a predicted model, not a curated record. Gene Ontology annotation, biological process: blood coagulation. Lineage: Eukaryota; Metazoa; Chordata; Mammalia; Artiodactyla; Bovidae. Gene Ontology annotation, cellular component: membrane. The transcript is spliced from 6 exons.